CCCCCUACCCUGCCCUGCUCCCCGCUCGCCGGACCAAGCGCCGCCACCCCUGGGCUGAUCGCGAUGGGCUCCCGGCGGAGACCCCUGGGCCGCUCCUACUCGGGCAACGGGUCCUCCUUGAGCUACUGCCCCGGCCCCGGCAGCGAUGGCGAGGAUAACGGACCCCUGGUGGAGUACCGGCCGGAUAGGCGCAGUUACCUGCUUAGCGUGCGCCCCGAGAACAGGGGCACUUUCUGUGCCAUCAUUGCUCAACUGACCGAGGAGACCCAGCCCGUCUUUGAAACAACCCUCAAGUCCUAUGCCGUCUCAGAGGACGCCGAUGCCAAAUUCACGUGCAUUGUGAUAGGAUACCCACCGCCGGAGGUGACCUGGUACAAAGAUAAUGAAGAGAUGGAUCGAUACUGUGGAUUGCCGAAAUACGAGAUUUUGCGACACGGGAAUCGCCACACCCUGCAGUUAUACAAGUGUCAAGAGGAGGAUGCCGCUAUUUACCAGGCUUCGGCAAGAAACAACAAGGGCAUCGUCUCCUGUUCUGGAGUUCUGGAGGUGGGAACCAUGACGGAGUACAAAAUUCACCAACGGUGGUUUGCCAAGCUCAAGAGGAACGCCGAAGCCAAGCUGUACGAGAUCGAGCAGAGCAGGAAGCGAGGGAAGGAGAACGUAGAGAUGGAGCAGCUGAGACGAGUCAGCCCAGACAGGUUCCAGAGGAAGCGACGGUUGACGGGGGACGUGGGGAUGCGCUCGGGCACCUCCCUUUGGGAUAAAGAGGAAGUAGCCAAGGUGCGGAUUCCGGAUGGGAAGGCCUGUUUUGGUGAAGACGAGAAUGCCAAGAACAGAGAGGCUGCUCUGACGGCCCCCACCCUUUUCCCCAACGACUUCAUCGCGGGACAUCUGGAAACGGAAGUGGCCACCGCCAACGGGGACUCUUCCCUGGAAAGCGGGGAGGAAAACGGAGAAAGGAACGACAAUGGCUUCCUUGAAUAUAUUUACGAGACGGUGGGAAUGGUGCCCAAGGAAUUUUCAGCGAAGAAGAAAAAGAAAGAGGAAGAUAAGGAAGCUCCAGCGAAGGCAAGCCAAGAUGUCUCCCAACUGGAGGAUGGCUUGCCACCAAGGAGGAAGGUCUCCAUGCAGAAGGAGGCUGGGCCUGCGGUGUCAUCCCCAAAAGUCGCAUCUCCCGUUGUCAACGGAAGGCCAGUGGAAACUCAACCUCAAGAAAAGUCCCUGCUGCAUUCAUCCACUUCCAAACCCGAGAUGCAUUUUUCGUUGAAAGAGAUGUAUUAUGACGCUGGAGCAAAACCUAAAGUGGAGAAGAAUGUGCCGGAAAGUAAGGAGAAGACCCUUCCCACUGGAGACCUUUCCAAGGUGAGAGAGGCUCUUCCAACAACUGUUCAAGCUUUGAAAAGGGCCAAGGCGGAAGAUGAAAGAAACGAAACCCAAAUCAGGCAGAAAUCUAAGGGCGUGGAGAUGAAGCAGGGCGAAACGGAAGCCCCUGGGAUAGACAGGGAAUUGAACCCCCAGCAAUUCCAUCAUCCCAGCCGGGCAGUGAAGCCCACAACAGAGGUCCUGAUGGGACCUAAGGUGGAAUGUCCAAGCGGCAGGGCCCCGGAAAGCGACGUUCUGCAGCCAGGCCAAGCUGGCCCACCAAGAGUUGGAAGCCCACCUCUCUUCCCAGAGGAGAAGGAAGGGGAAGUCCUUCUCAUCCGUGAAACGGACUUGCUGGACUCUGCUCUCCCUGAGGCUGGACUCGUGGAUUUGCCCCUGUCUUUGCAGGAAGCGAGGCGAGCCCUCACCCCGCUAGCCUCGGAGGAGAAACCGUUGCCUGAUCCAGGGCCUUCUGAGGCCUCAGAAAACUCACAGCCAAGCCUGUCAGUUGCCUCUGUUUUGCGGUCUCCAAAUUCCAGGUUUGGGGAAGAUGCAAAAGAAGAAACAGCUUGCUUAUCAAUAAGGAAAGAUCUCUCGGAAGGUUUAGGAAUAAAAUGGCCGGAGAAGAAAUCAGGUUCCAGUCCAGAGAUCCAGGAUUCAAGUAUGGGAAUGCGACACCUGGAAGAUCACCAGCCAGCAAUUUUCCAGAAUCGUCCGGUGACUUCUCAGAAUAUCCCAGGCAUUUCUUCUGGUGUCCCAUUGCCAAAUGGGAUGGACAAUCAGAUUCAGAUGGAAGAUGUGGAGAAGCAUUCUACAGGUUGGGGCCAGGAUGAAAUCCAACGUGGACUACCUCCUAAUCUUGAGGAUAAAUGUCCAAUUACUCCUGCAUCAGCAGCCCAAGAAACCCAUUCUCAGGGUAGACCCAUGGAUGAGUUGGACCAAGUUGCUCCUUGGACCGAAGGCACGAGAGGAGAAGAGCCAGAAAAAGUCCCUAAGAUAUUGAGAGACAAUACAGCCAGCCCCCAAAUGCAUUUAGUUCCCGAGAGGAAGAGAUCAUCUAAAGCAAUAGAAAAGUCACGACCGAUCUCAGAAGUUGCCACAACAACCCCAGAUCUUUCUCAAGUUCUUUCAGAGGGUCCUCCUCCAGCUUCAACAGUGGCGAUGCCUCCUGUGCCUCCUGAUUCCCAAGAACCAGCUCUGCUUUCUCCGGUCAAGGAAGACCUUGUUGAGAGGAAUCAAUCCGUAGCCCACUUGCUAAAAGAUAUUAAGAGAGAAACAGAACCCCGGGAACCUGGUAAUAUGGUGGCUUCAGAAGAACCAGGCCAACAAGUCACCAGGAUUGAAACCAAGGAGGUCUGUGUGCAGAAAGAAUUCCUGGUUCCUCCAAGGAGUAAAAAAGAUAAGCAAGAGUCUAAAACGUACACCAAGAAGACAGAGGUUAGAGAGAAGGAAAAGGACAAGAUAGCUUCUGAUGUUCUUCUAAGAGAGAAUUCUCGUCCUCCUGAACCUGCAGUGGAGGAGAAUCGAACCCUGGAGAAAGAACAGAACAGCGACCUUGUUUCUUCUUUGAAAAAUUAUUUGCUUUUGCUCUUGAAGAUGACCUCUGAGUCAGACAAAGGCAAAGCAAGAAGCCUCAAGCCAGAAGCCAAGAUGAUGGAGGAGAAGACUCCAUUAAGUGCUAUUCCGAAACAUCUGCCAGAUGUGGGCAUUGCGGGAUUAACUCCCAGGACUUCCAGGAAGAUCUUCGAACAGGUGGAGACCGAUCAACUUUUCCAAAGCGCCGAGAACUUGCAACUGACUCCCAAAACGUCUAGGAAACUCACGGGAAUGAUCAACCAAGAACUGCUCGCCUGCCAGAAGAACCUAAACGUUGAACUGGAGAUCCCUCCUUUACCCUGCGUUCCCUCGAUUGUGGUAGGGAGCAUUGGAGGAGAACCAGAAGGUCUCCCCCCUCUUCCCUCUUCUGAGAUGGUUAGUGAGACCCCAGCAGCUCUGCCAAGCGCCACACCUGAGGAGCUGGCCUCUGGAGCCCGUCGGAAGAUCUUUCUACACAAAACCAAGCCAGCUGAUGAGAUGGAAGAAGGGGCCCUGGAGAGCCAGCCGCGGCCCAAAAGGGACAGUCCCAGUGUGUCUCCACAGCAGGGCCGCAAGAGCCAGGCUCUCUUGCAGACCUCGGCCCCGGGUUCUCCUCCUGUGGAGAAGCGCUCCCCAAGCUUUGCCAGGAAGAUGGCAACUCUGGAAGUUCCCAAGAUGUAUCAGGAGACAGCGGAAGAAAGCAAAAAGGAGGAUGACAGCUCCCCGUUGGCUCCAGAGAGUGUAGAAGAAAGUGUGCCCAAGAUAGGAGAACCUAGGAAAACAAAUGAUCCAUUUAAAGCACCGCAAGUCGUUCGCAAGAUCCGAGCAGAACAGUUCUCCGAUGCCUCCGGGAACUUGAAGCUAUGGUGCCAGUUCUUCAAUAUCUUGAGUGACUCCAAGCUGAUCUGGUACAAGGAUGAGGUGCCCAUUGCAGACGUCAAAAGAAGCUCUGGAGAUGAAGGGCAGGCAGCUCUGGCCAUUGUGCAGAUGUCCCCGAAGGACUGUGGGGUGUAUCAAUGUACCAUCCAGAAUGAAUAUGGGACUGACAGUACUGACUUCCUGCUGAGUUCUGAAGUCCUGUCCGGAUUUAUCGCCAAAGAAGAAAUAGAAGCUGGAGAGGAGAUCGAGAUGACCCCCAUGGUCUUUGCCAAAGGCCUAGCUGACUCUGGCUUCUGGGGGGAUAAGCUCUUUGGUCGGAUCAUGGUGGAGGACCUGGAGGCUGGACAAGGAUUUCUACGCAAGGCUUGCCGGGCCCGUGCCAUCUAUGGCCUUGAGCCGGUCUUUGAGUCUGGGCACACAGGCAUCAUUAAGGUCCACAACCUCAUUGCAUUUGGUGGACGCAGUGAGAACACGCUGGUGGAGAGGAAUUACGACAUCACUAUUCAGGAGUGUAAAAUCCAGAAUUCAAGUCGGGAAUACUGCAAGAUCUUCGCUGCAGAGACCCGAGCCAUUGCUGACUUUGGAUCAAUACCUGAGAUAAUCCCACUUUACCUGAUCUAUCGCCCAGCCAACAAUAUUCCUUACGCAACCAUGGAGCAAGACUUACCUGGCUCGUUUCAGUGCUACUGUGGACGAGAAGGAGAUGGCAACAGGUUGGCUCCACCCGACCCCUCUGAGAUUGGGCAAAAGUGCUCUGCUUUCCAGCACUGGCUUUACCAGUGGACAAAUGGCAACAUUUUGGUGACGGACCUGGAAGGUGUUGGGUGGAAGGUCACCAAUGUGAAGAUUGCUACCAAAAUCAAGGGGUACCAAGGCCUGAAGGAGAGCUGCUACCCCAACCUCCUCGAUCACUUCGUUACCUCCCAUCAAUGCAACCGUUACUGUGCGCUCCUUGCUCUGAAGAGCCUUGAGGUUCCUCAACCUCCACCGAGAAGCAAAGGUUCUCGGAGUCCCAACAUGGGCAGAAAGUCCUCCUCAGCUCAAUCCAGCCCUCAGCUCCAGAAGAAAGGCCUCUCGAGCCCCCAGGCUUCCAGGAAAGGGUCUGUCAGCCCCAAGAAUGCCCGGAAAUUUCCAGAACACGUAGCAGAAUCGCAAUCGACGGCAUGUCCCAAGGGAAGAGACAGCGACAAGAUAGGACAGCUGCAGUGAUGGGCAGUGGGGGCCGUCAGCCAUGCACCUUGUGUGUGUGCUUGAGGAAGGGGGCAGGGUUGCCUCGUCCUCCUGUGGCUUCCCCCCCCCCCCAGUUUCCUUGUGUGAGGUCUGUGUGUGAUGUUUGAGGGAAAGAGCCAUGCUGACCAUGGCUCUCGGGGCAGGUUUGGAGCCCCUCAGGAACGAUGUGUGAAUGCAACCACUGGCUCUGUAGAGAGUGGCACCUGCCUUCGCAGUCCCAUCACAUGAGGCAGGAGCCUGGCACCCUACUUAAGGGCCCGCGUGGUUCUGUUUCUCCUUGGUGAUUUGGGCCGUGCUUUGAAUAUUGAGCCUGUCCUGUGGCUCCCAAUAGGUUGAACUCCAAGAUGGGGGCUGGACACCAGGUGGCCAAGUGGGACCUGUGCUCUGCAGGACUCAUGCCCUUAACUGCAAUACAUCCCCUACCAAAGACCCGAAGCUCUCUCCUUUUCCCACGAUGGUGUGGGCCACCUCAACCCCAGCGAGAACAUCAACUUUGGCCAGGUCCUCUCUUCCCACCCACACCCAAAAGAGCACCUAGGUAGAAGGGUGUUGACUUCCCCCUUCUACUUCGGAGGGGGAUGCUGCUUCCUUGAUGGGACUCCAUGUGACGUGGCUGUGGCUGUGUUUGUGGGACAAUGAAAAAUGUCAAAUAUGUCACAGCUAGGGACGUUUGGUCAAUCCAGCGAGUCUGCAGAGAUUAACCGAAGAUUAUACGCUUCUUGCUGGAUGGACUACCCUUCCUGUUCCAUCCUGUUCUCCACUCGUGGGGCAGAUAUUUUGCACACCAAAAGCUCUGGUUUCCGUUGACGUUUCGAUCUCCAGUCAAGAGGUCCAGGAAUAAGAGAAACCUUGCUAUCAGAGACUCUGGGACAUGCUGCUGGAUAUUCUGUUAUAUUUCUUACCUGUUAAUGGCCACAGAUUGCUCGCAUUCACAUAACGGGCUUAACUUGGUUACUGAACUAAAAAAAAAUUGGGAUUCACACCAUCCACGGACCCAUAAGCUAAACCAAAGAAGCUAGAUUCGCACUUCAAAUUCCUCCCCAUAAAGAGAAACUGGGUCAACCGGAACCAGGGGUGGUUGCUCCCGGCAUUACUGCCAGUUUCGGUGCUCAGUGCAUGUGCACAUUUGCGCAAA
This is a messenger RNA of Thamnophis elegans (Western terrestrial garter snake), 6181 nucleotides long. RefSeq names its product alpha kinase 3 (gene ALPK3). Gene Ontology annotation, biological process: cardiac muscle cell development; protein phosphorylation. Lineage: Eukaryota; Metazoa; Chordata; Lepidosauria; Squamata; Natricidae. The transcript is spliced from 13 exons. The coding region runs from base 64 to 5025 and encodes 1653 amino acids. The record is from RefSeq and is a predicted model, not a curated record. Gene Ontology annotation, cellular component: nucleus. Gene Ontology annotation, molecular function: ATP binding; protein serine/threonine kinase activity.